This is a messenger RNA of Tarenaya hassleriana, 1339 nucleotides long. Its product is annotated as tropinone reductase homolog At1g07440-like. The transcript has 7 exons. Gene Ontology annotation, molecular function: oxidoreductase activity. The record is from RefSeq and is a predicted model, not a curated record. Bases 371 to 1171 code for a protein of 266 amino acids. NCBI's taxonomy places the organism in Eukaryota, Viridiplantae, Streptophyta, Magnoliopsida, Brassicales, Cleomaceae.
CUGUGAUGUAUCCUCUCGACCCGAGAGAGAGAAACUGAUUCAGCAACCAUUCUCUGUGUUCAACACCAAACCCAACAUCCUCAUACGUAAUCUUGAGCUUCUGUUGCACUAGUUUACUGGAAUCUGUUGCCACAUGUCAAUAUAUGGUCCAUGUAUAACUCUUCCAACCAAUUAAAGGACAACAUAAUUGGGAACAUAGACAUUUAUGAGAGCUGAAAGUUAACCUUUGAGUGAGUUUCAGCCUUGUUAUUAUCUGUGGCUAAUCUUCACCUUGGAAUUAUCGAUCUGUAAGCAAAUUUAUGGUCCCCUUGAAUCUGGAGGCCCUUCUUCUACAAUAUCAUCCUCAGCUAAGUGAAAGCGAUACACAGAAAUGGCCAAAGCAAAGAAAAGCUGCAGAUGGAAUCUUGAAGGCAUGACCGCUCUUGUUACUGGUGGAACAAAAGGAAUCGGGCAUGCUAUAGUGGAGGAACUAGCGGGUUUCGGGGCAAGAGUGCAUACUUGUGCCAGAGGAGAAGCUGAACUUAACAAAUGCAUAUGUGAAUGGCAAAGGAAGGGCUUUCAAGUGAGCGGUUCAGUCUCUGAUGUCUCCUCUAGGGUCGACAGAGAGAAACUGAUGCAGACCGUUUCCUCUCUAUUUGAUGGCAAACUCAACAUCCUUAUAAACAACGUGGGCACAACUUAUGUAAAGCCGACUAUAGAUUAUACAGCAGAAGAUUUCUCGUUUCACAUUUCUACGAACUUGGAGUCUGCCUACCAUCUCUGCCAGCUUGCUCAUCCUUUUCUGAAGGCCUCGGGAUCUGGAAGCAUCGUGUUCAUUUCCUCUAAUGCCGGAGUUGUUUCAUGCGGAAGUGUUUCCCUUUAUAGUGCGACAAAAGGAGCUAUGAACCAGUUAGCAAGAAAUCUGGCGUGCGAGUGGGCGAGCAACAACAUAAGGGCCAACUCGGUAGCUCCUGGAAUCACUGCUACUUCUCUGGGUGAAACUUAUCUCCGUCAAGACAACUUCAGAAAUAUUGUAUUGCCAAGAAUACCAUUGGGCCGAGCUGGAAAGCCGGAGGAGGUCGCAUCAUUGGUCGCCUUUCUGUGUAUGCCCGUGGCUUCUUACAUAACAGGACAGACCAUUGUGAUCGAUGGAGGUCACACCAUCAAUAGCUUCUCCUACCAAACCGACUAAACUCUUUUUAGAUGACAAUAUGAUGAUGGUGUUGUUAUCUGGAUCUGAUUACUGUGAUAUAUGAACAAUUUAUGCAUGUAUUUGAUGCCUUUGUUAUGCAACAAUGGCCGAAGCAGAGAAGAGUUGCAGAGAGAAAAAUAAAAGAGAUGGGAGUCUCCAUUUUCUCCA